GAGCUGCCGGUGGUCAGGGGGCUGUGAAUCUUAUCUGAUUUUCCAGAGAGGGGUUUGGAGCUGGACUGAAGAGGCAGGGGCAAUAACAGGAAGCGGCCAGAGGAACUGCUGGGCUGAUCACUUUUGCCACUGGAGUGGGCUGAUUGUCCAGUGAACAGCUCAGUGGGAGCUCAGACCAGUUCACAUGCAGCUGGAAACAGACACCACUGACCUGAGACUGAGGAGGAUAUAAUACCACUCAUUUACUGAAGGGUUUUUCGAAUCGAGGAAGACUGCUAAAGGGACCAAAACACCUCAGAUGAUGAAACAGACUCCCUGCAGACAGAUGACUGAGCCUGUCUUCUGGGCAGGUGUCCUGGUCGUUUUAUGUGCCCUCAGCGGAGGAGCUGAUGUCCACCAAGCUCUGAAAAUGCCAUCCAUGUCAAGUAGAGUGCUUCAAAGACAUAAGAGAGACUGGAAAUGGGAUAAACUUUAUGUUACUGAGGAGAAUCCUCCAAAAAACCCGCCUGAAAAAAUUGGAAAGUUAGAUAACACAUUUUUUGAUGCAUCUGCAAGAUAUAUUCUCUCAGGAGAAGGUGCUGAUAGCAUUUUUACUGUAAAUGACAUUGGGGAUAUCAUGGUCAAUGCAAAGGUGGACCGGGAGAAGAAAAGUGUCUACAAUCUGUCAGCUUCAGUCAUCCACAGUACAACCAAAAAACAGCUUGACAAAGACGUCACAUUUAUAGUAGUGGUCUUGGAUAUUAAUGACAAUAGCCCUGUGUUUCCACCUGACAUCUCCGGAUCCAUCAGUGAAUCUUCUCAUGCAGGAUCUAUAGUAAUGACAGUAACAGCAACUGAUGCUGAUGAUCAGAGCACUCAAAAUGGAAUGAUUGGGUACAAACUUCUGAAUGGGACAGAUCUCUUCUCCAUCAACAAUGAAGGUAAAAUCAGAACAGUGACAAGCAUGCUUGAUCGAGAGAAACAGAGUCAGUAUCUAAUUUCUAUACAAGCCAAAGACAUGCCAGAAGUUAGUAAUUCUGGGAAUUCUGCUACUACUGUUGUGACUAUCAACAUUGAUGAUGUAAAUGACAACAUUGCCACCUUCAAAAAAGGAGAAUACCAUUUUAAUGUAAAAGAAGACAGCGAACCUGGAUAUGAAAUUGGCAAGUUAGAAGUGGAGGACAAAGACGAGAUACAAAACAAAGAUCCAUCUUUUACUAUACAACAAAAAUUUGUUGAAAUUUUUGGCAUUAAUAUAAGUAAUGUGAAAGAUGGAAUUCUAAGCCUUAAACGGACUCUCGACUAUGAAACGGAGAAGAUGCACAAGUUUACUGUAAACGUGGUAGAGCGCACAGUGUCUAAAUCACCAGAUAACCAAGGACCCAACCUGCAGACGAGAGCCCAAGUUUUCAUCAAUGUAAUCGAUGUGGACGAACCACCUGUUUUCAGCCAAUCUGAAUACAACUACAGUAUGUACGAGGGCCCAUUCAAAAAUCCAUUCAUUGGAACUGUUUCAGCAAAGGAUCCAGAUAAAAACAGUUACAAAAUACGCUACUCUAUAGAAGACUCGAACUGUCCUGUAGCUGUGGAUCCUGUACAAGGACAUUUGUCUUUAAAGAAGGAACUGGACAGAGAGGACAAAUCCUUAUACACAUUCCAGGUUACAGCACAGGAGGAUGUCCCAAAUGGUCUAAAGUCCUCUGCGAUGGUUAAUCUGAAGAUUCUUGACAUUAAUGACAACUUACCAGAACUAACUAAUCGGAGCUCCGUGUAUGUUUGUGAGAGUGAUGGACCUAACACAGUUAUUGGGAUUGUUGGUGCCACUGACAAAGAUGAAAAUUCAGGCAGGUUCCGUUUCACUCUGGCAAAAUGGAGCUUGAACUUUUCCCUUAUUGAUAAUGAAAAUAACACUGCGACCAUAAAGCUGAAGCAAGGUGGUUUGAGUACAAAGCACUCAGUGGAACAUGUGCUGGAAAUCGUAAUCACUGAUGGAGGGAAACCAGAACAGAAGAGAACUGAGCACCUCCAGAUUAAAGUGUGCACAUGCCAGACGGGUAGACGUGUGGAGUACUGUAAGGCCUACGCCCAGACUGGAAUGAGCUUCAGUGCCCUCUUAGCUAUUCUUCUCUGCAUCGUCACCAUCCUGGUCAUCGUCAUCCUCAUUGUGUUGCGGAAGCGCUAUCAGAAGGAAGUUUUGGUUGCCAAGUCUGCUGGCGAGAUCCACGAGCAGCUGGUGAGAUAUGAUGAGGAAGGCGGUGGAGAAAUGGACACAAACGGUUAUGACGUCUCCAUCCUGUCUUCUGCUUGUCACGACAGCAGCUUUCGGCCUGGCACGGGGCCUUCGCUGUACGCCGUGGUGAAGAAACCCUCUGCUUGUAAAGGUGACAUGGCUAUGAUGAUCGAGGUGAAGAAAGAUGAGGCUGACCAAGACCGUGAUGGGAUUCCUUACGAUACUUUAUACAUCUAUGGCUUUGAGGGAUCUGAAUCCCUGGCCGGUUCCCUCAGCUCUUUGGACUCAUCUUCCAGUGGGUCCAAUCUGGACUACGACUUCUUGCAUGAGUGGGGACCUCGUUUCAGGACCCUGGCUCAGCUCUAUGGAGUAGACGGCUCGGACUCUGAUAGCUCCGAUUGAUCCUACUGAAGGCCUGGGUUAUCAGGUAGCCAUCGUCCUAGGAGGACACAUCAGGAGACUGCUGUCUCCUCUUCAUGGGACUUUUUGUAAGGGUCCCUUUAAGAAAGGGAUUAACAAGUGCCAAUA
Carassius carassius (crucian carp) is the source of this 2737-nucleotide messenger RNA. RefSeq names its product cadherin 5 (gene cdh5). Gene Ontology annotation, molecular function: calcium ion binding; cadherin binding. The record is from RefSeq and is a predicted model, not a curated record. Gene Ontology annotation, cellular component: catenin complex; bicellular tight junction; plasma membrane. The coding region runs from base 299 to 2611 and encodes 770 amino acids. The transcript is spliced from 12 exons. Gene Ontology annotation, biological process: calcium-dependent cell-cell adhesion; multicellular organism development; cell morphogenesis. NCBI's taxonomy places the organism in Eukaryota, Metazoa, Chordata, Actinopteri, Cypriniformes, Cyprinidae.